Messenger RNA from Paramacrobiotus metropolitanus, 2374 nucleotides. RefSeq lists its product as uncharacterized. Bases 533 to 2251 code for a protein of 572 amino acids. NCBI's taxonomy places the organism in Eukaryota, Metazoa, Tardigrada, Eutardigrada, Parachela, Macrobiotidae. The record is from RefSeq and is a predicted model, not a curated record. The transcript is spliced from 4 exons.
AUGCGGCUACAAAUGUGAUCAGCAUUCACGAGUGCACUUUGUUGAGCGGCAUAGUUUUAUCGCAGCUGACGUGAGUCGCAAGCUACCGAUUUUUAUUAGUAUUAGCGGAAGAAUUCUCAUUUUGUGAUUGGAUAUAUGAUAGAAAUCAGCACAAAUUAUAUUUACUUUAACAGUGGAUCCCUUCAAUGUUUACAUCAUUUCGCUGCCACACUGCGCUGGGAAUCAAAUUCAGGUCGUCUGACAGACGACACUAUUAGAGUCUGUAUUGCAACAUCCGAUGUGAUUCCAAAAUGUGUCGCUCUUCAGUUUCUCGCGUUUACAUAUGCAUGAGCCACUAUAUAUUGACACUUGAUGAUCAGCAGUGAUUAAACAGCAACCUGCACUGUCUGGAUAUGUACCGGGAAUCAGUGGUGACCAAAUUAUCCUACCUUGAUUUACAUAAUUAUUAUACUAGGAGUUUCGGCAUCUGCAACCUUUAUCCCGUCGCAAUCACGCGUGCAGUUUGUCAGGAGGAAAAAUGUUAUAAUAGUGCAUGCUGAAACACCCCAACGACUUGGAAAUGUUCGCCGAAAUGAAAGUUUUGCUCGGCGCUUCAAGAUGGACUUUUCCUGCAAUUUUUACGCUGCUUCCUUUAAAGCGGACACUGUUCUUUAUUGUGUGUCUUUGGGAUGCUACUCAAAUAGCCGGUUUCGGUAACGAGUGUCCGGCAAAUGCCAUGGCACGAUAUAAAAUGGAGCUAAGAGGCACCUGGAUGGAGCCAACGUUAAACAAGCGGCUGUUGCCGGGUGGAUUUCCGGAACGAUGGGUGUGGUCGAACGGAAUAGGGGUAUCUUUGGAUGCCAGAGAGGAUCCAUAUUAUAACGAAACUAUCAAAAGCAAAUUCUAUAACUUUGUGCGCAAAGGUGGCUUAGCUCAGACUAUAUCCGAAUUAAACCGAUUCGGCUCGGGCGUACUGGAUACCUUUAUCAUACCGGCAACAGCGUCCACGGGAGGUGAUUCCACGAGCGUUUUCUUUGUCGACUCCAAUCAUUCCAGAAUAUCUUUUAUGAGCCGCAUGAAUCAGAAGCCGCAUUGGAUACUGUCCGUGGAUUCUGUAAAUCUGUGUCAUAAAGGAAGAUUCCGCGAUGCCUACGAGCUGGACUUGUUUCCAUCAGAAAGCAAAUUCUUUCGCCAAGACACUUCUAAAUCCGCAGUCGGCCAUCCACCAAAACGACAUCCAACCAAUCCCCGUGGAAACGCCGGACCGCGACACGCGCAGUCUCCUGGAAAUCCUAACACAUACUACACGGGCCAGGGUCAGUCCAUCGUCAGUCCGAAAUUUUUCCGUCCUCAUCCAACCGCCACCCAUCACAUUGUCAACACGACGAAACCUCCUCAAACCCUCGUAACGCCCCUGCAUCAUCCACAUAGCGCUGUCUAUGUUACAUCCAGCACCAAGACCACUACCACCGAGCCGGUAUACUUGUACUCCAACGAAAUUGACCACGGUCCAAUCUUUAAACGCCAGCACAAAGCGUCCGCUGCGACCGAUCCUGAGAUGACGAGAAAGAGAACGACAGAGAGGCCGUAUUGGCAAAGUACCGACACCCCUCGGAAGAAGCCCGUGGUGCAUAAGCCAGGUCACCGCCGGAAUGACCAAACUCCCGGAAAAGACAACACGCACAAAACCCAGCAUACGAAUAAGCGGGCAUCACACGGUUCACCCGACAGUGUACCGCCGCCGGCCGUUCUCGCAGUAAUGGCCCGCAGUGUACGAGCCGCCAAUUACGGACCACAGCAGAAUUACCGGUAUCCUCAGGGUUACCAGCGUUCCGUGCGGUAUGAUGCGCGAAAUUAUCCCCAUCCUCCCGCCCAUUACAUCCACCCAGGUCAGAACCGCAAUCAUCAGGAGCAGCAGCAGCACUUGCCAGAUGCGCUGCCCCGUCUGGCCACGGUACGGUUUGUCAAGAUCGCUACGUACCAUCUGUCGCAUCUUCCCCCGGCGAUAUCCCGCCGGAAACCCCGUAUUGCCCACCAAGCGCCCUUACCCAUUACGGUGCACAAAUCCCUCUUGAAAUCACAGUAUCUCCCGUACCGCGGACUAAGCCGGACCGCAGCGCAGUCGCCGCCGGUGGUUAUGCAACAUUCACCGCAGCGCUACCACACUCCGGGCUACGGUUACAGUCCUUCGCAGGCCGUGCAGCAGGCGCUGGCCCCGGUGCAAACCUUCCGCCCACGGGACACUUAUGCCCAUCGUGUUGGUUACACUUGAUCUGCCCAUGUUAUUAAAACAUGAUGUUGUGUCCAUUCGUCGUGCAUGCAGUUUAAAUGUGUUAGAUGAUCUGGUAUUCCUACGCACUGUUAGCGGAAUUAGCGACAAUAGGUCGCCGGGUGA